GUUAAAAGUUGAUUACCCAGCUGAUUACUUUGUUUUCUGACUUUAUUACUUUGUUUUAACCUCACUUUACCAAUUUAGAGAGUUAAGAGGGUGAUCUAUAUUAAAAAUUUAAAGCAGGACUUUACUCAGGGCAUCGUGUGACGUGGCGCAAAAAUUGCAAAAUUCCCUUGACCACUGGAGCGUUGCUAAGAAAGAAAGAACAAGAAAAGACAGUUCGGUUUGACAGGAUGAGUUGUAUUUUCUGCUGAUCUGGCGAGAAUAACCCUUAAACCAAACAGGAACGACAGUCAAAGGAGUUUAAAUACUGAUGAUGGCGUCUGUCAGAGAAGAUACUCCCAGGCUGAUGUGGAGGCCUAGAAAGGAAAACCCUACGAACAUGGAUGCAUUUCGUAAUCAAGUCAACCAACAUUAUGACUUGAAUCUUGGAACAUACUAUGAACUAUGGGAGUGGAGUAUAAAAAAUCAUUCAAGUUUCUGGGAAAGCUUUUGGAAUUUUUCUAAUAUUAUUCAUUCACAGACUUACCAAGAGGUUGUGGAUACGAAACCAAUGGAAGACAUCCCUGAAUGGUUUUCUGGAGCAAGGUUAAACUAUGCUGAGAAUCUACUGCAGUUUGAUGGAGAUAGGGUUGCCCUAUAUACUGCAGGUGAGGGCCAGCAAGUUAACACAAUGACAUUCAGUGAACUGAAACAAAAAGUUGCUGUGUUGGCUUCAGCACUGAGGAACCUUGGCAUCAAGAAAGGAGAUAGAGUUGUAGGCUACAUCCCUAACUGUACUUUGGCUAUUGAAGCAAUGCUUGCUACUGCCAGUAUAGGUGCUAUAUGGAGCUCUACAUCUCCUGACUUUGGUGUCACUGGAGUGCUGGAACGCUUUACACAGAUCAAACCCAAGAUAAUUUUUUCAGUUAAUGCUGUAAGAUACAACAGCAAAAUCCACAAUCACUUAGAAAAACUAGCUAAAGUUGUACAAGGUCUUCCUCAACUAGAAAAAGUCAUCAUUUUCCCAUUUGUUGAUGCUGAUGAUGAGAUUGAGAUAUCUCACAUUCCAAACAGUAUAUUUCUUUCAGAGUUUGCAAAAUUUGCAGAUGACUCACCUAAACUAGAGUUUGAACAGGUUCCCUUCAACCAUCCUCUGUUUAUUAUGUACUCAUCUGGUACGACUGGUCCACCUAAGUGUAUGGUUCAUUCAGUAGGGGGAACAUUGAUUCAACACUUGAAGGAGCACAUUCUCCAUGGUAACAUGACUAAAGAUGACAUCAUCCUCUACUACACCACAACUGGGUGGAUGAUGUGGAACUGGUUAGUGUCAUCACUCGCUGUAGGUGCUUCUCUUGUCCUCUUUGAUGGUUCACCAUUCAUUCCUCAUCCAAAUGUCCUAUGGGAUCUGGUAGACCAGGUUGGUAUAACGAUACUAGGGACAGGAGCCAAGUGGCUACAGGCUAUUGAAGCUAAGGGUAUACGUCCAAAGGAAACACAUGAUCUCUCUAUCCUACACACCAUAUUAUCAACUGGUUCACCGCUCAAACCCACAAGCUAUGACUAUGUUUAUGGGCACAUCAAGGAAGAUGUACUAUUAGGGUCGAUAUCAGGGGGUACGGAUAUCAUAUCAUGUUUUGCUGGACAAAACUGCACAUUACCAGUAUACCGAGGAGAGAUCCAGGCUAGGAAUCUGGGCAUGGCCGUGGAGAGUUGGAACGACAAAGGUGAAGCAGUCAUGGAUCAAAGUGGUGAUCUUGUCUGCACUAAACCCUUUCCCUGCAUGCCAACAAGCUUCUGGAAUGAUCCCAAUGGACUCAAAUACAAGAAAGCCUAUUUCACCAAGUUCUCAGGUAUCUGGUCACAUGGGGAUUAUUGUUCCAUUAAUUCUAAGACUGGUGGAAUCUUAAUGCUUGGAAGAAGUGACGGUACACUUAAUCCAAACGGUGUGCGUUUUGGUAGCGCGGAAAUCUAUAACAUAGUGGAACGAUUCGAUGAAGUAGAGGACAGUCUAUGUGUUGGUCAGCAGACUCCCGAUGGCGAGAGGGUGGUUCUUUUUCUUAAACUGGUCAGCGGUGUAAGGUUAUCAGACGAGCUAGUUCUCAGGACCAAGACAUUGAUACGCGGCCAACUGUCUGCCCGUCACGUGCCAGCGGUCAUCUUAGAAACCAAAGAAAUCCCAUACACCACCAGUGGGAAGAAAGUAGAGGUUGCGGUCAAGAAAAUCAUAUCUGGAGAAACGGUUAAUAACAGAGGUGCCUUGGCUAACCCCAAUUCACUCGACCUGUACUCAAAUAUAACGGAAUUGAAAGUAUGAUUUGAACGGUUUUAAAUAUACAGAUGAUGAAUUAAUAAGGAAUGCGAGAUAUGCAUGUUUCGCCAUUUUGGAACACAAUGUUUUGCCCCAUACUAGUCAUAAUAACGUGGGUAUAACGUAGAAUUAAUCUUAUGCUUUGAAUUGAACUUCAAAAAGAAAGAUAAAAGGGUAUAAAAACUGCGCAACAAAAACAAUAAUACUUUUGAUGUUAAUAUUUGCUAUUAAUAUAUAAUAUAUAUUUUUCAAACCCAGUCACAAUGCGAAUGCUAUUCCUACGUAACGCUGAUUUUGUAAUACUAUCACAUGACUAAAAUGCGUUUAACUUUUAUGGUAAUGAGGGGAUUCUGGUUUUUACUCAGGGAGGGGUAGGUUCAUUUAUUUAUUUUUUUGGUAUAUAUAUGGCUUGAAAAUGAAAAGGUGAAAUAAUGAAUUAAAAAAGCUUUUAUAAAGUA
This is a messenger RNA of Actinia tenebrosa (Australian red waratah sea anemone), 2742 nucleotides long. Its product is annotated as acetoacetyl-CoA synthetase. Gene Ontology annotation, molecular function: acetoacetate-CoA ligase activity. Gene Ontology annotation, biological process: lipid metabolic process. Lineage: Eukaryota; Metazoa; Cnidaria; Anthozoa; Actiniaria; Actiniidae. The record is from RefSeq and is a predicted model, not a curated record.